Molecule: messenger RNA, 2226 nt
Organism: Lampris incognitus (smalleye Pacific opah)
Lineage: Eukaryota; Metazoa; Chordata; Actinopteri; Lampriformes; Lampridae
Gene: wdr46
Product: WD repeat domain 46
Exons: 14
Coding region: 15-1808 (597 amino acids)
Biological process (GO): maturation of SSU-rRNA from tricistronic rRNA transcript (SSU-rRNA, 5.8S rRNA, LSU-rRNA)
Cellular component (GO): small-subunit processome; 90S preribosome; nucleolus
Molecular function (GO): protein binding
Source: RefSeq, a predicted model, not a curated record
AGUACACAACCAAGAUGGCGUCCUCCGAGGGAGCAACGUUGAAUGAGACACAUGUGGGGAAAAAGAAGACUUCAGUGCGUUACUGGGAAGAGCCUAAGGAAGAAAAUAAGGCUACAGCUAAAAAUAAGUAUCAUGGAAAAAAGAGUAAACGGCAUUUGCAAGGAAAAGAGCCAAGAAUACACGGAGCCAAGAAAAGCAAUCAACAAAGAAAUAAAAGCGGGAAACAGAAAGUCUUAUCAAGGAAAACGGACACAUUUCCUGGAGCUGUACCAGUUCCAGAAGAGAAACUGCGGAAGUUCCGGAGGAAAGAGAAGAGUAAACUGCCUCCUCGUCGGCAUAUCAAGCUGAGAGCAGCUGUGGCUCACUCACAGGCCAUCACAAAUCUGUCCCAGAAACAAGCCGCACGCUGGGACCAACUGCUUCUCCCAGAGGAUGCAGGUUUCCUUGAAGGAGAUGAGGAUGAGGACACAUGUACUAUAUCCCAAGAGGACAUUGCAGAUGCAGUUGACAUAGCGUCUGGGGCAAAAUAUUUUAAUCUUAAUUUGUCCCAGUUUGGACCAUAUCGACUGGAUUACAGCAAAACUGGACGCCAGCUGCUACUUGCCGGGAAGAGAGGUCAUGUGGCAUGCCUGGACUGGCAGACCAAACAGCUUAUGUGUGAGAUAAAUGUGAUGGAGACUGUCAAUGAUGUAAAGUGGCUCCAUACUGAGAAUAUGUAUGCAGUUGCUCAGAAGAAGUGGCUGUAUAUCUAUGACUCCAAGGGAAUUGAGCUUCAUUGCAUACGCAAGUUCAACGAUGUCCUCCGUAUGCAGUUCCUCCCCUACCACUUUCUGCUGGCCACAGCGAGUGCCACUGGUUUCCUGCAAUACCUGGAUGUGUCUGUGGGGAAAGAAGUGGUGGCCAUCCCCACCAAGGCUGGUAGGCUAGACGUGAUGUGCCAGAAUCCUCAGAAUGCUAUCAUCCACCUAGGACAUUCCAAUGGCACCGUCACUCUUUGGUCCCCCAACCAGAAAGAAGCUCUUGUCAAGAUGCUGUGUCACCAGGGGGGCGUACGUUCCAUCGCAGUUGACAAGAGUGGCAUGUAUAUGGUGACAUCAGGCAUGGACAAGAAGUUGAAGGUUUAUGACAUCAGAGCCUUCAAGCCCUUGCAGUCGUACUUCCUGCCUGCUGGAGCUUCCUGUCUGUCGUUGAGCCAGAGGGGACUUCUGUCAGCAACCACGGGAGACAUUGUCCAGGUGUACAGGAAUGUAUGGAGUACUCCAGUGAACAAGCCUUACAUGGCACAUAAAGUGCGGGGAGCAGUGUGGGGGCUGCACUUCUGUCCAUUUGAAGAUGUCCUUGGAGUUGGCCAUGGUGAAGGCUUCACCAGUAUACUAGUUCCAGGUGCUGGUGAGCCUAACUUUGACGGUUUGGAUGCAAAUCCAUACCGCAGUACAAAACAGAGGCAGGAGUGGGAGGUCAAGGCCCUUCUAGAGAAAAUUCAGCCAGAGUUAAUAACUCUGGACCCAAGCCAGCUAGGUCAGGUUGACCAUGCCAGCUAUCAACAAAGGCACCAAGACAGAGUCCAAGCUCUGGGAUAUGACCCACUUGCUGUGGAAAAAUUCAAGCCAAGGUUUAAGAAAAAAGGCCGGAGCUCUAGUGGAAAUAUAGAAAAACGCAAGAAACAAGUGGCUCACAUAGACCAGAGAGAUGUGAUCAGAAAGUCAGUGGAGGACAAAGCAAAGAUGGAUAGGGAAAAGAAGGAGAGGGAGAAGAGGAAAGAGAAGACAUUUGGCCAGAAGUCAGCUUUGGAUAGAUUCCACAAAUAGAAAAAAGGAAGUAUUGUGCUGACCAAAAUCCAGUGACAUUCUGUGGGAGUGACGUUUGGACAUGAUUCAAAAGGCGCACUGUAACUGUCUGUCUCACUGAUAAAUCAGACAGUGCAGAAAUGCAAAUGCCGAUUGCUUACCAACAUUGAUUUGGUCGUUUUUAUUAUGAGUGAUCAAGUACUUGGUCGGGCUGUUUGAUUUAUUGCCUGUUGUGAAAAAGUAUUGCUCAUCUACCUGGCCAGAACAGUGAGUGUGGAGGUGUUACAUGGCUGCUGGGACUUCCAGUGGAGCUGUAUUUGCUCUUUUUCCACUUAAUUUUGACUUUGUCGAAAUUUAAUGAUUUGCUGGCAGAACGGAGAGCGUAACACUUUUCAAAUGUUUUAUAUCUAUGUAAAUUCUGAAAAUAAAAUUGAUAACA